Cynoglossus semilaevis (tongue sole) is the source of this 9112-nucleotide messenger RNA. It is a transcript of the gene tulp4a, whose product is annotated as TUB like protein 4a. NCBI's taxonomy places the organism in Eukaryota, Metazoa, Chordata, Actinopteri, Pleuronectiformes, Cynoglossidae. Bases 710 to 6130 code for a protein of 1806 amino acids. Gene Ontology annotation, molecular function: protein binding. The transcript is spliced from 14 exons. The record is from RefSeq and is a predicted model, not a curated record.
AUUCAGCUGUCGGGCCCUGUUGCCAGCGAUCAGCGGCAGUAACAGUCUGCGGCCAGAGGAAUCAGCGGCACCAGCAAAAACAGCAGCAGCAGCAGCAGCGGCGGUGGUGGCAGCAGCAGCAGACUAAGUCCUUCGUGGGAUCUUCGGGGUUAGUUGAGAAGAUGUUGUGACAUUACUUAGCGAAGCAGCUUUCAGGCUGGCUGGAACCUGAUGGGGAGGACACUGAUCUCACACAGCUGAGGAUGUAUGAAGACGAAGUGGCUCUUAUGGAUAUGAGAUGCUGAACUGGACAGACACUCAUAUCAACUGGAAACCUUGGGUCAUGUGGGGGAGUAGAGGGCUCGCCUGUUUGUGUGUUGGCAUGGAUGUUUGUUUCUGAUCAGCUGUUAUCCGUCAGGAUUUUAGCACACGGGACUUUAAAAUAUUUACAACAACAUACCCAUCUGUUGCCUUGUAACUGAAGCAUCAACAGCAAGGCAGCUCACCAACGAAACACAUCAAAAUGACUUGAUUGUGUGCCUUUUGUUGUGUAUGCACCCCUGCUGAGUCACCUGAAUCCCCAACUCAAAACACCAGUGCUAUGCAUCAUUGCGGCUGUCUCACAUCUGACUCCAAACUGGUUACCUGAGUGCAGAAGGGUCAACUAUAACAGUACCAACCUCCACGGUGAACCUGUGACCUCUCUCGUUGUGUCCAUUAAGCUGCAGUAAUGUUUGCCGCGGUGGAGCACGGCCCUGUCCUCUGCAGUGACUCUAACAUCCUGUGCCUGUCCUGGAAAGGCCGCGUGCCCAAGAGUGAAAAGGAAAAGCCGGUCUGCAGGAAACGCUACUACGAAGAGGGCUGGCUGGCUACUGGAAAUGGUCGAGGGGUUGUCGGAGUCACGUUCACCUCUAGCCACUGUAGAAAGGACCGGCCAACACCACAGAGAGUGAACUUCAACCUGAGAGGGCACAACAGCGAGGUGGUGUUGGUGCGAUGGAACGAGCCUUUCCAAAAAUUGGCCACCUGCGACACAGAUGGAGGAAUUUUUGUUUGGAUCCAAUAUGAGGGUCGGUGGUCUGUGGAGCUGGUCAACGACCGUGGAGCUCAGGUGAGUGACUUCACCUGGUCCCACGACGGCACCCAGGCUCUCAUCUCGUACCGUGACGGCUUUGUCCUGGUGGGGUCAGUCAGUGGCCAGAGACACUGGUCCUCCGAGAUCAACCUGGAAAGUCAGAUCACCUGUGGUAUCUGGACGCCUGAUGACCAGCAGGUGUUGUUUGGUACUGCAGACGGACAGGUGAUAGUGAUGGACUGCCACGGGCGUAUGCUGGCCCACAUACUGUUGCACGAGUCAGAUGGCAUUGUCAGCAUGUCGUGGAACUACCCUAGUUUCCUAGUCGAGGACAGCAGCGAGAGUGAAACAGACUCCGACGACUACUCACCACCACAAGUGCACAGUCAGAAGCCCCUGCUGACGGUCAGCUUCACCUCUGGAGACAUCAGCCUGAUGAACAACUACGACGACCUCUCACCCACUCUCAUUCACACCAAUCUAAAAGAUGUAGUGGUUCAAUGGUGCUCACAGGGGGACCUCAUGGCAGUGGCAGGGAUGGAGAGGACCGUCUUUUCCCCUGAUUCAUCUUGUCCUCUCCUCACCAGGAAUGCAAUUGUAAAGUUUUACAAUGUCCAGGGUGAUCACAUCUACACACUGGACACGCCAGCACAGCGGCCCAUCACUACGCUGUGCUGGGGUCACAGGGACACCCGUCUCUUCCUGGCCUGUGGUCCAGCUCUUUAUGUUGUCCGAGUGGAGCACCGCGUCGCCAGCCUGCAGCUCCUCUGUCAGCAGGGCAUUGCCACAGCAGUGAAGGAGGAGAAAGACGUGGCCAAGCUGACCAUGCCAUCUCGCCUCUGUUCAUAUGUCACUUCUGCUUUUAGUCCCACCAUUAAGCCUCCAAUCCCAGAUCCCAACAACAUGCGUGAUUUUGUCAGCUAUCCAACAUCUGGGAACGAGCGUCUGCACUGUACCAUGAAACGCACGGAGGAUAACCCCGAGGUGGGGGGGCCGUGCUUCACUCUGUAUUUGGAGUACCUGGGGGGUCUGGUACCAAUCCUCAAGGGCAGAAGAAUCAGUAAAUUGCGACCAGAGUUUGUCAUCAUGGACCCAAAAACUGAUGGGAAAACAGAUGAGAUAUACGGCAGCAGCCUGAUAUCUGCCAUGAUUGACAGCUGUAACUGCUCUGACUCCAGUGACAUUGAGCUGAACGAUGACUGGGUCGGCAAGAAGUCUCCAAAGAUAUCCAGGGGCAGCAAGUCCCCUAAAUUACCCAGAGACUUAGUUUGUCCCUUUACCAACAGAAUCAACAUUGAUCCCAGGAAAUCACCUAAAUUAUCCCGGGCUACACAGGAGAUCUCGAGGUCACCGCGCUUACCUAUACGCAAACCCUCAAUCGGUUCACCCAGUCUGGCACGGAGGGAAUUUCCUUUGGAUGAUAUCACUCAGCAAAAUUACCUCGCUCAGGUCACCUCUAAUAUUUGGGGAACAAAGUUCAAGAUAGUUGGGCUGGCUGCAUUCUUGCCAACUAAUUUAGGAGCAGUCAUCUACAAGACGAGCCUCCUCCAUCUGCAGCCUAGACAAAUGACCAUCUACCUGCCAGAGGUGCGCAAGAUCUCCUUGGAUUACAUCAAUCUGCCCGUCUUCAGUCCCAACGUCUUUAGUGAGGAUGAGGAUGACCUGCCUGUUACGGGGCCUGCAGGGGGUGCUGAUGACAAUCCCCCUUGCACUGUCAACAUCCCUAUUGCUCCCAUUCAUAGUCCAGCUCAGGCCAUGUCCCCUGCUCAAAGCAUUGGCCUAGUCCAGUCACUUUUAGCCAAUCAGAAUGUUCAACUUGAUGUUUUAACAAAUCCCACUGCGCCCCCUGCUGGUGCAGCUGCCAGUGGCUCAGACCAAAGUCAGGACACCAUGCUGACAGCACAGUACACAGUUCCUACUAGGUACUCUAGUCCUGGUCAAGUGAUCUUUGGAGGACUAGAAAUGGGCCGUCUAAUGGUUGGACCUCCACCUUCUCACCAUUCUUUGCAACAACAACAAAAUCAGCAGCAGCAGCAGCAACAACAACAACAACUUCAGCACCAACAACAACUACAACAACAACAACAACAACUUCAGCACCAACAACAGCUCCAACAGCAGCAGCAGAUGCUUCAGCAGCAACACUUUCAACAGCACAUCCAACAGCUCCAGCACCUGCAGCAGCAGCAACAUCAUCAACAGCAACUCCACCAUCAUUUACAGCAACAACAGCAACUGCAGCAGCAGCAACAACAACAGCAGCAGCAGCAACAGCAACAACAACAGCACCAGCAGCAACAACAACAACAACAGCAACAGCAGCAGCAGCAGCAACAACAACAACAAAUUCAGUACCAACAACAACAAUUACACCAUCAACAAUUUCAGCAUCAGAUGCAGCUCCAGCAGCAGUUUCAGUUGCAACUCACUGUUCCAUCAAUUUCUUCAGGGCAGCCUACUAGUGUGGCUGUGCACCACUUACAGCCAGGGGCGCUGCAGAUACAGAUCCCUCAUCCACCUGCUGAUUUAGUGGUUGAGAGAGCAGUGGGCAGCGAACACGAGCACCUACUGAAAAUCAAAACCUCUCGGCCUGCUCCGCAGCUGGCCGAAGGUGAUACAGUGGUGUUCAGUGCCCCGCUGGAGCUCAGCAAGAUGAACCCUCCACCUCCAUAUCCUGGGACAACUUCUUCUGCGGCUGCUGCUAUGGCAGCAUCGGCCUCCUCUGCCGCUUCCAAUGCAACAUCAGGAGCAGGUGGAGGCACCAGCGGGACACCUCCACCUCCUGCUGGUGACAUUUGUUUGAAGAAGGGAGACUUUCAAUCCUAUCCUUCGGGACAGCAACAAGCACAGUACCCCACACCGCUGGGAUAUGAAAGGAUAACAACGUUUGACAGCAGUGGAAACGUGGAGGAAGUAUGUCGUCCUCGGACCCGACUCAUCUGCAAUCAGAACGUCUACUCGCUCCAAGUACCUGGCAGUUCUGCCACUCUCAGGGUCACCUCUUCAUCGUCCUCCCCUUCUGAUAAGAAGGUCCAACUACCCUACACUUCUGCCACUCUCAACAGACUCACUGCACCUCGCUAUUCCAUACCCAGUGGAGACCCACCCCCAUAUCCUGACACGGCUAACCAGAACAGUGCCGUUGGCCGAAAUCCCGGACAGAGGCUCGACAGCAGCCUGAUCCACGCCACUCUCAGGAGGAACAGCCGAGAGGCUGCUCUUAAAGUUUCCCAAAUGCUGGAACCACCUCGACCACUGCCCCCCAAGGCUAAAAACAGUGCACUAGCAGCCUCAUUUCAACAGAGAUUUCCCACCGCCUUAUAUACCUGCAGUCAGUGUAGCAGUGGAUCAAGUAUUAGUGGAACUGUUCCAGGAAGUGCCAACGGGAUUGCAGGAGGGACAAUUAUCAGACAAGAUUUUCCUCCUAGAAACGGGGCACCACACAGCACAGUAAUUGUUCACUCGAACAGCUCCGCUGCUCUGGCCUCUCAGUCGUCUUACAACCUACUCAGCUCUUAUGAGGCAUCUGGGGCUGGAGCAGCACGAGGCAGUGCCAGAGACAGGACUGAUUAUGUCAAUUCUGCAUAUAGUGAAGAUGAGACACUGAAUCAGACUCUGAGGCAUCUGUCAUUAGGAGGUAAUGAUGCAUCAGGGUUUGUUGUCAAACACCCACCUCCUUAUCAGUGGGACCCAGUUGCCACAGAGGAGGUGUGGGUUCCUCAGGAGCGAACAGCAGCAUUAAAUGCCCCUGGUGUUUCCGGACCCCACAAACCACCCCCACCUAUUCUUAGCCCCACUCAGCACUUGGAUAUGUCAAGGCUGCCAUUUGUGCUUUCUCCAAAGUCCUCCUCCACCCCCAGUGCUGCAUCAUUUCAAGCUGCAGCAGCAGCUGCAGGUUACCAGAUCUCACUCCAGUACCCUCCAGCCUCUGCCUACUCUGGUUCCCCACACCCAAGCUCCUCCACAAAGGAGGGAAUGGCACCUGUGCCCAUCUCACAGCAGGAUGCAACCAUCGUCUUUCCGCCAGGUUAUCCUGCUAACCUUGCAAACCUGGCUUGCUGCUCACUCCCGCCCAUGUAUCCAGGAGGAAGCUCGUGUUCUGGGCUUCCUAUCCCUCCAAUUUCUCUCCACACUCCUUGGGGUACCUAUAGCUCUUGUCCACCUAUGCCCAGUCCUGCAGUGCCGCUUCCGCCCAAAGCUUCCCACAUGACAGCGGACAAAAAGGUUCUCUCGCCUCCCCCCCCCCCCCCUCCUCCCCCACCACCCCCUCCUCCCCCCCCACCGCCUCCUCCACCACCACCACUACCACCAGCAGAAUUACAGAACCAUGGAGGAUUACCAGAGAAUAUUGGAGAAGCAGGAGAUGGUUUUCAGGAAGUGCUGUCCUUAACUGAGAGCCCGGUACCACAACGGUCGGAGAAGUUCGGCAAGAAGAAUAGAAAACGCGGGGAUGGUCGCACUGACGAGGCUAAUGUUCCUCCUCUUGCUGAAGGGGGCAAGACCAAGAAGGAGGGCAGAGCUUUGGGGGAUUUUAACUCCCUCAUCUCCAGUCCUCGACUUGGAGGAAGGGACAAGAAGAAGUUAAAGGGACAGAAGGAGCAGCAGCUGAAAACCAAGAAGUUGAGUAAGGCCACUGCCAACAGUGAGUUCCAGGACAGUUCGGAAAGUGAACCAGAACUGUUCAUCAGUGGGGACGAACUACUCAAUCAGUGCCAGAGCAGCAAGAAGGGGUGGAAGAGCAAGAGAAACCUCAGAGCUGCCAACGAUUUUGAUGAGAUCAAGUGUCGAAAAGCCAACGAGAAAGAGGACAGAGGCCUGGGGAGCCAAGGUUUUGUUUAUAUCAUGGCCAACAAGCAGCCGCUGUGGAAUGAAGCCACACAGGUCUACCAGCUGGACUUUGGAGGGCGUGUCACCCAGGAAUCUGCCAAAAACUUUCAAAUUGAACUGGAAGGUAGACAGGUGAUGCAGUUUGGCAGGAUUGAUGGCAAUGCUUACAUCCUGGACUUUCAGUAUCCCUUCUCAGCUGUUCAGGCCUUCGCUGUGGCUCUGGCCAACGUCACUCAACGCCUAAAAUGACACCUCCCAUCUCUACUUUCCCUGAGCUGUGUGUUGGACUUUGAUUGUGUUUGUAUGCAAUCUGUUAAAAGGGGGCACCUGUGUUUUCAUUUGAGAUUAUUGAUCUUUGAUUUCUGAGAGAGGAAAAAAAUGCCCUGGUCAAAGAAAGAAAUACAAUCAUGCUGCACUACUCAAUGCUGCCACUAGAAUUGGUGCAAUAAGCAUUGGCUGCAUUUACCAAGGGGAGCCCCAGAUUUUCUCUGUUUGGAAAUUGCUGGCACCUUGCAGUGCAUGUAGAGCCAAAGAGUCAGGCUUUGGUAAUCGUCAUGCAAAUAAAUGCUGCUUUAGGUAGAAGUCAUGUAAAAACAAGAGAACAAGUUGUCUGACGAGAGAGAAAAUGUCAGGAUGUAGUUUUUUAAAGGGGCAGCAGUAAUACUUGAAAACCACUCUGGAGAGAAUUUUCUUUUAUCCAGAGAGCACAGGUACUACUGGGCACUGAAAUCCAUUGCUGUACAAAGUUCAGUGAAUCAGUUACCACUAGAUUUUUUUUUUUUUUUUUAUUGACUAAAAAUGGUGGGGGGUACGACGGCCUUUUUUGUUUUGUUUUUUCUCUCUGCCAUUCCUUCUGCUCAGUCUACCUGGGCUGAAAUUGAGUUUAGGAUAUAUGCAUCAGCUCAGAGUUGACACUUUUUCACUGUCAAUGAGUGUUCGAGUUGAGAUAGAGUCGUUUUCCCUUGGUUUCCUGGGACAAUGAAGGACAAAAAGGUUUCUCUGUUUCAUUUAUUAAUUUAUGUACAUUUUGUUGUCUUGUCGAACUUAAAUUUACAGCAUUAGCAUUCUUUGUGUUACACGAUCUUUAAACCCCGUCAGUUAAACAUUUUCCUUGCUUUAUUUGAGGGACUGGAAACUGAAUAUGAACAUUGCUGUGUAGUAUGGAGUACUGAGGUUGUGCGGAAUAGUUCGGACUGACGUCUCCUGUUCUUAGUAAGAAGUGUCUGUGUACGGUGACAUGGGCGAUCGAACAACUUAAUCUCUGGGAUGAAGUGAUGUGUCACCUGCUGUCACUUCUGUGAAGUGCGUUUGUCAUUGGGGGAAGCUGUCCCUGCUCUUAUAGACUACACUGAACAUGUCAAAGCAAGGUACAGGAAAUAUUUUUGUAUAUUCCAUUGUUGCCAUUUCAUACUCUUUUCAGACGUUGUGUAAAUACAUAUCAGCACUGUUUAGAUGCAGAGACCGCGAUGACUUUGCAAAGGUCGGUUGACUUUCACAUGGUGUAAAGUGAAGCUGUAGUACUAUUAAACUAUACAGCGACAAACUCAGAAAAUAGUUGUAGCUGCCGGCUGAGAUCUUUGUCACUGAAUCAUUGAAAUCAGAGUUCCAAUGAAGGAUGAAGCUAUGGAAAUCUUUUCACAUAGCAAGCUGACACUGAACUCUGAGAAGCUGGUUAUUGUUUUCUGUAAGGCAGUGACACUUUACCUGUGCGACACCAUAUCUGUCUGUAGGCAAAUACUCUUAACAGCCAAAUACUCUGGAAAAAGGCGGUAAUGUUUAGACUUGUUGAGAUAAGGCCUUACCUGUAGAGGUCACCUUGAUCAUUUGUGCCAAAAUAUGAAUUUGCCGAAAUCAGAAUUGGAGAAAUAGGGAAAAAGGUGGGAUUAAUGUCUUCUGAGAAAGACAUUAAUUAAUUAUUUCAGACCAUCUGCUUUGGUCUUGUCCAGGAGUGUAUUGCAUUCUCUGAAAACAAAUUCUGAAUAAAUAAGAUCAUUUUUGUUGAUUUUGAAUUUGUAGAAUUUUGUCCCUUUUGGUUAAAAUUGAAAUAAACAUUUUUAACUAAAAAAAAGAGACCAAAUUGAUAAGCAGUUCAAUUUUUAUGUGCAUUAAUUAUCUUAUUAAUUCAGAAACGUUUUUAUUUAUUAAGUUGAUGCCAUACACUUCUGUAGUUUCUUGAAUUUAGGAGAUUGUACACAUUAGCGUGUCCAUACUACACCAAAAUGCAUGUUUGUCAGAAGAGGGUUUGAAAAAGUAGAGAUAAUAAGAAUCACUACUAAGACAAUUGAAUAUAAUAGCAUGUCAUAAAAUUCUCACCAUUUGUGUUAGUUGUGCAAUAUUUUCUUUGAGGGGAAAAAGUCCUUUGUCAUCAUUUAUUUUAGUUUUGUUUUUUGUUUGUUUGUUUGUUUUUUAUCAAUUGACCACAGUUUGAUACUGUAGAUUUGGCUCAGCCUCUCAGUUGCUGGUCUGUAUAUUUUAAUUUAUGAGAUUAUUUCCUAAAGGAGAUAUGAAUAUGUUUUAUACUUGUGGAGUUUCUGAACAUUUUUUGUUUUGGGAAAAAAACCUUUUCUUUUUUUUUUUUCAAAAUGAAGCUCAUGUUUUAUGAUCCAAAUGUGGGAUUGGUGGGUCGGGAGGGGUAACAUUUGUCUGUGUUUCGUGAUGUUUGCAUCUGAAUGAAAAAGAUGUGAAUGAGUUAGUGCCCGGUUUAGUGUAGCUGGUAGACUAGUCACGUAGAGUGUAACUGUCAAGUCAAGGUGUGUCUGUAGUCCACUGUGCAGUCUACCAAUCCCAACAGUGUAAAGCCUCUCUUCAUAUGUGUGUAUGUGCACACACACUCAUCCAUUUACAGGUAAAAGCCACUGAGUUCUUGUUCAGAGUUGCUUCUGGACUUAGGUCAACAAUUCACUUCAAACUGAUUUUUUUGAGACAACCUGUUGUAGAUAUUGUAGGAUUUUGGCUUUUGUUUAGAGAAGAUACUGUGCUUUGUAUUUGUAGAUGUAGACUCAAAUGACAAAAAAAAUCACUUAAAAAACUGAGUCUGGUUUGGUGACUGAACGUUUAUAGUGAAUGGAUAGUAAGGCAUGCCAUGUAAAUUAUUUUAUAACUAUAUAUGUCAAGCAUCUUUUGAAUAAAAUGUCAUUGUUUCAGAAAAAAUGUUUACUACCGUGUCUGAUUUAUUCACUACAAUAGCUUGGAUUCUAAGACUUGUACAAACAUUGUAUUUCAAUUUCGUUG